GACAAUCUUGAUGGGGAUUUACUUGGUAACUUCGUAUCAUCCAAAAGGCCCCCCUACAAAAGUAAGCCCACCCAAGCUAUCCCAGGUGAAAGCCCCGCCGUGGCCCCUGCGUGGGAGAAGAUGGACAAGCUUCAGUCGUCAGAGCUUUCCUUGGACACAAAGAGGAUGGGCGAGAAGAUGAGGCCAAAGUCUGGCCUGAUUGUCCGAGGCAUGAUUACCGGGCCCAUGGCCAGUUCCCCGCAGGAUUCCCUCCGCAAACGCUCCCUGAGGCGGUCCCCGGCCUUGAGCAGCACGACCCAGGCCCCCGAGGAAGAGAGCUGGAAAGUGCCUGGGCUCUCCACCCGUGCCCCAGCCUGUCCCACGGCCCAGGAGGGCCUGGCUUCCGGCACUGGCUCCCCUUCCAGGAGCCCCCUGGGCCUGCUCAGUGAGCUGACCUCAGAAAAGCGGAGAACCACGCCCGGCAGCCCCCCUCACUUGUCCGGCAAAGGGCUGCUGCAGAGGGCAAGCAGCAGGUGGCGAGAUUUCGCAGAGGAUAGCCCUGCUGUGGAUGGCGGCCCCGAGGCCAACGGGUCGCCCUUGAAGUUCUCCUUGCCAGGUGGGAGUUCCAGGCCGGCCCAGGAGAGGUUGGAAAGGACGUUCAAGAGGCAGGGGAGCCAGCCCCUGCCCCUCAGGAAAAAUCAGUUGCCAGUGCCCAACAAGGCUGAUGGCGAGCUGGGUGUCCUGCAGCUUG
This is a messenger RNA of Leptonychotes weddellii (Weddell seal), 730 nucleotides long. NCBI's taxonomy places the organism in Eukaryota, Metazoa, Chordata, Mammalia, Carnivora, Phocidae. The record is from RefSeq and is a predicted model, not a curated record.